This is a messenger RNA of Ilyonectria robusta, 1254 nucleotides long. RefSeq names its product mitochondrial phosphate carrier protein. Gene Ontology annotation, molecular function: phosphate transmembrane transporter activity. NCBI's taxonomy places the organism in Eukaryota, Fungi, Ascomycota, Sordariomycetes, Hypocreales, Nectriaceae. The record is from RefSeq and is a predicted model, not a curated record. The coding region runs from base 1 to 1254 and encodes 417 amino acids. Gene Ontology annotation, biological process: mitochondrial phosphate ion transmembrane transport. The transcript has 4 exons. Gene Ontology annotation, cellular component: mitochondrial inner membrane.
AUGAGAUUUACGCGCGCUAUAUCCUUGACCAACUUCCUGGUGGCCAGUUCUGCACUGGGUUUCCAGGUUUUCGUAUUAUACCCGUGGCACAAGGAGUUAGACGCGGGAUUCGACGACCUGAAAAAGGAGCACUUGAAGGUUCUGGAUGCGGUGGGAAACAGUCUGAGCGAGCAGCAGCGAAAGGCCUUCUCGGACAAAUUGAAUAAACUGAAAACCUGUUUCCGUCUGGUCCAUUUGCUCACUGUCGGUAGCUUCCACCUCGUUGCCAAACAUGCACCAAGUCCUGGAGAAGCAAUCAGCGCCGCUAGGGACAAAAUCCUGCCGACCAAGGACAAUCUUAUGGCCGCUGUAACAAGGGAAAGUGCCCUGGAUGUGUCUCUAUACGCAAGAUACGCCCUAGCUGGUGCCUUCUGUUGUGCUUUCACUCAUGCCGUCCUCACUCCCGUCGAUGUCGUUAAAACACGGAUCCAGCUCGAUCCAAUCACAUACAGCAGCAGCCUUUCUAAGAGUGCACGGCAAAUAGUUUCAUCAGAAGGGCCAGCGGCUCUCCUGAUAGGGCUGGGCCCGACCAUAGCAGGCUACUGCCUCCAGGGUGCUUUCAAGUUUGGCGGCUACGAGUACUUCAAAGCCCGCACAAUCGACUAUCUGGGACACUCAACUGCUACCAAUAACCGGAAUGCCGUAUACCUGGCCUCAGCCGCUGCGGCCGAGUUCCUUGGCGAUAUCGCACUCUGCCCAUUCGAGUCUGUUCGAAUACGGCUUGUGUCUCAACCUAGCUACGCCACUGACUGUGUGAGCGCUCUCGCUAAGCUGGCAAGAGAAGAGGGCUUUAGUGGGCUGUACUCCGGCCUGAGUCCUAUCCUCCUCAAACAGAUUCCGUAUACGAUGGCGACGUUUUUAGUCUACGAGAAGGCUAUCCAGACAGCAUAUAGCGUUAUAGACAAGCGGGAGCUCUCUUCGAUGGGAGUCACUGGCAUCAACCUUGGUGCUGGGCUCGUCUCUGGUUUGGCCGCCGCCGUCGUCUCUCAACCGGCCGAUACGAUCUUGAGUAGAAUCAACAAGGAAAAAGCAGGCAGAGGCGAAAGCAUAACCCGCCGCUUAGUUCGCAUCGCGGUCGGGCUUGGACUACGCGGUGCCUACACAGGAAUGCAAGCACGCGCAAUCAUGGUUGGCGGCAUGACGGCAGUCCAGUUCGGCAUCUAUGGGGACAUAAAGAAGGUGCGUUUGAAUCUUACAUCUCUAGCUUCGUCAUGA